AUGCCCCUUGCCGUGGUAUCGCAAUCCGCCUUCCCUUUACUCCUCGCCUCGUGCCGUUCAUGUCACGCCCCCGGCAGUACCAGCUUCGCAAAUGCCGCCAAUUACGGCAGUGCGACCCAGGCCGCCGCUCUCUGCUGCGCAUCACCCGAUCGAGUCGCCUUUUCCCGAGAACGUGAUCGGGGAGCAGCAGCUGCGCAAGCAAGCCCCGGCGCGCGCGGCUCGACGAGAGACGAAAUUCGCGAAACGGCGUGGAGCAAUGACGCUCGCGACAGCGGCAGCGAUGCAAGCGAUGGCGAGGCGCCGCGGCCUGGCGGGAACUCGCGGCGGGUACGGGCGAGCCCGCGACGAUCGCGGGGGGAAGAGAUUGCGUUGGGCGGUCGGGCAGGAGGAAGGGCUGAGGAGGGAAGGGAGGCGGGCGGGGAAGUCGGCGAAGGAGACGAGUCGCGUGCCCGCAGGCGACAGGAGGAGAGACGAUCGUUGACCAGCGGGGCUAGACGGCGGGGCAGGGGCGGAACGGGGGGUCGAGGUGGCGGGAAGGAUGGGCGCGCACCGGACGCGGCGGAGUGGACUGAAGGAGAGUCACGGGCGCGGGGAUCGAGCGGGUGGAGAGGGGAAGAAGAGCGGAGAGACGAGCGGACAUCAUGGUCGGAUGAUAAGGGGCGAAGGGAAGGCACGGGAGGAAGCGCCGGUAGAGCGGAGAGCCGGCGGAGCGACGGGGCAGGGAGGGGAAGGGGUUCCAACGGCGGGAGGCGCGGUCGGGGGAGCAGUAGGAGGCAGGCGGAUCGCAGCGCGGACGUGGGAUCGCACAUGGACUCGGAGCGCCUCUGGGUUCCCCCCACUCCGCGCAAUUUCGAGGCGCGUUCCGGCGGGAUCCACGCUGGGAGCAGGCGGCGCGCGGUUGGGGCUGGGCGGCCACGGAAUGGGGGGGGCUGGUUCGCUGCGGAUGGCUCUCCGUACAUUCCCGAUGACUCUGCGUUUGCUGCUGCUUUGGAUUCCGAUUCUGAGUCUGAUUCUGAUACUGGUGCUGCUGGUUCUGCCGCCGCUGCUCCCAAUGCUUCUGCGCUAAGCUCUAGCCGUGAGCAACGGUGGGCAGGGCCGGACGGUGGCAGUAGCUGGCGCGCGCGCGAGGCGGGGGAGGCGCGCGCGCAGAGCAUGCGCGCGCCCUCGAGCAGCGCGGAGCCCGCCGGGGAGGCAGGGCUGGCGGGCACAGACGGGGGAAGAGCCUGGGGGGGAUGGGCGGAGGCGGAACAGACGCAGGAGGGGAGAGACAGCGGGGCAGAGGGCGACGGACGGGGCAGGAGGGGGGAGAGGGCGGAGCGGGGGGAGGGGCGGGGAGAGCAGGAAGAAAAGGCGGUUCUGCAGGUGGCGCUGCUGCUGCGGCAGCAGCGGGACGCGCGGGGGCGCAUUGCCGUGCUGAGAGCGGCGGAGGCGGCGUCGUUUGGCAGCACUCGUGUAAUGUGGCUGUCACUGCUCUCCCACGUGGCCGCCCGGUCACCAUGGGCCAGAACCAAGGAGGUGUUUGAGUUUGUGAAGGGGCGAGUGUGGUUCCGCCCGCACCCCAUGUGGCAUGCCAAGAUGAUCGCACUGCUCACCAAGUCUCGCCUGCGCCAGCUGCAGCGCCGCCAGGCAGGCACAGGGCAGGGUGGGGCGGGGCGAAACUCACGCGUACUGCCAGGGCAGGGACGUGUGUGGGUCAGAGACGGAAGGGAGCAGUUGAGAGGGGCGCGGGGGGAGGAGCGGGAGCGAGGGGGUGUGGUAGGGAUGGUAAGCGGGGUACGGAAUGGCGAGUUUCCACCAGAGGAUGGAGACGAGGGGGGUGAGGAAGAGGAGGAGCAGGCGGUUGGAAGGAGGAGACGAGGGGAGGAGGAUGGUAGAGCAGGAGGGCAGGUGAGAGGAGGAGGGGUGCGGGGCGGCGGCGGCGACGGGGAGGGUGGGGUUGCAGGGGGUGCAGGGGCGGAUGGGGUGGCGGCAGUGGUGGUGCCGGUGUGGCGGCUGUUGGACGAGAUGCAGCUAGUGGGCGUGCCCCCCUCUGCCUCUGUCUGUAACUCCCUGCUCAAAGCGCUCUGUGCUGCUGCUCUGCUGCCCGCCCCUCCCCGCGCUGCUGCUGCUGCUGCUGCUGCUACUUCACGUGACGAUGGUUCUUAUGGGGAUGGGAGGUCGGCAGGGAGAGGCGGGGAUCUUAAGGGGCGUGUUGGCAAACCGGAAAGGGGCGCGGAGGAUUCUCGGGGUGUUGGGACGGGAGAGGAUGAAGGGAGGAGAGGGAGGAGGGGCGAGAGUAAGAGGAGGGAGAAGGGGGUAGAGGGGAAUGAGAUGCUGCUUGAUGCGGCCAUGCGACUGCUGGCGUGCAUGGUGGCGGUGCAGCGCCGGGAGCAGCAGAUGCAGGAGGAGGAGAGGCGAGCAGCAGCACGCACAGCCGACACCAGCAGCAGCAGCAGCAGCAGCAGCAGCAGCAGCAGCAGCAGAAGGGCUGUGAGAGUGGAGUUCCGGUUUCCUCUGACCGGCUACGAGAAAGGCAGGACGGGAAGAGUAGGCAAGGGCGUGCGAGGAGGAGAGAGGAGCAGCAGCAGGGGGGGCGGUGAGGAGGAGGUGCGGGUGGUGCUGGGAGAGGGGUGCGGCCCCACUGCAGUGUCGUUCAACAUUCUGCUGGACGCGCUGGGGCAGAGCGGGCGACUGGCAGGCAUGGAGCAGCUGUGGCACCAGAUGACGCUGCUCGGCAUCGCCCGCACACACGUGCGUGCAUUGAUUGUGGAGCGUGCCUCUCACCUCACCUCACCUAUACCCCUCUCGCCACUGCAUCCCCCGCAGGCCACAUACCUGGCCGCCAUGUCAGCAUACGCGCGCCACCGCAGCGCAUCGCGCCUGCUCUCCAUCCACCGCCAGAUGGCGGCGGACGAUUCGCUGCCGCCACCAACCCGUGCGACACUCUCAGUGCUGAUAGAGUGUCUGGGAGAGGUGGGCGCGGUGGGGAGGAUGGAGGGCGCAUUCGAAGCCAUGCAGGAGCGCGGAUGGGUGGUCUCAACGGCCACUUGGAACUCUGCCCUGGCAGCAUAUGCUGCACGCAACGACAUGAACGGCAUGUGGAGGAAGUUUGAGGAGGUGAUGGCGGGUGGGGGCCACCCAGACACAGCCACCUUCACGCUGCUGCUCUCGCACCUCGCCCAGCGCCGCCAGCUGCACCGCAUUGAACACCUCUGGUCUCUCCUCGCCCCUCCUGCCACUGCUUCCGCUUCCGCUUCUGCUUUUGAUGGUGUACCUGCACCUGCUGCGGCUGCGGCUGCAGGUGCAGCUACUGCAGCGUCCGUGCAGCAGCAGCACUCCUCCUUUCCUCUCAAGGCCGACCCGAACCAGCAGUGGUUGCGGCGGGGGCAGGGGUUGCAGGCAGGAGAGGAGCUGUACAGAGCAGCAAUGCGGGCAUUCGGGCGGUGCAGGGCAGUGGGGCGUGUGGUGGACGUCUUUGCAGCGAUGGUCGAGGCAGGCGUUACUCCCUCCCUCGCCUCCUUCCAUGCGCUUGUCGUACCGUGUGCGCGCGCUCGCAAAAUCGGAGUCAUGGAGGCUGCUGUUGCUGCGUUCCUCUCCACUGGGCUAGUGGAGGAGAUGCGAGGGGUGGAGGUGGGGUUGAAGGUGGGCGAGGAGGAGGGUGAUGGGACGAGAGGGAGGGGUGAAGGGGGUGGGGACGGCAGGGGUGGGCGUGGCGAGGUGUGGGGACGGGGUUUGGGUGAGGGAGAGGAGAGCAGGGAUGGUGAAGAGGGAGAGGGAGAUGAAGGCAUGGUGAGGGAGAUGAUGAUGGAGGUAGCUGCAGCGUACGCGACAGAGGGUAUGGAGGAGCAGGCAGGGCGUUUCAGAGAGCUUGCUGAGCGACUGGUGGUGGUGUCGCUGCAGGGCGGGGAGGGUGGGAAAGGGAGAAAGGGUGCAGGUGAGGAUGAGGGGAUGGAGGAUGACAGUGAAGGAGACAAUGAGGAAGAGGAGGAGGAGGAGGAGGAGGAGGAGGAGGAGGAGGAGGAGGAGGAGGAGGAGGAGGAGGAGGAGGAGGAGGAGGAGGAGGAGGAGGAGGAGGAGGAGGAGGAGGAGGAGGAGGAGGAGGAGGAGGAGAGGAAGGAAGAGGAGCACGACGAUGGUGACGACAACGAUGGUGUUGCUGGUGGCGGUGAUGGCCGUGAUGGUGAUGAUGAUGGUGAUGGUAUGCGCAAGGGAGAUGAGCAAGGAAUGCAGGGAGAAAGGGGUCGUAGCUCCUUUCAAAAUGGCCUUCAAAUUGGUUGUGGCAGGGCCACUAGUGGGCUUCCUGGUUGUGGGGACCAAGUUGUGCGGAGCAGGGAGGAUGGAUGGGCAGCAACAGGUGAAGCAGGGUCGCUUGGAAGCCAGCUGCCUGCAGUGGCAUCAGCUUGGCCGGCUGCCUCUAAACUCCCUUCGCACGGAGAUCUGCUGUCCAGUGAAGAGAACCUGAAGCUGAAUGGUGUUGGGAGCAGGCUGGGUGACGCAGCAGGUGGGACUCAGGGGUGGGAGAAUGGUGAGAAGACGGUGAGGUUAGGCAGGAGUGAAAGCAGCAGCAGCAGUCGCUCCAGUCACAAUGGCAGCUUCAGCACUGUUAGUACUGGCAGUCCUAGUGGCAGUGGCAGUGGCAGUGAUGCUUGGGGCAGCGGCGAUUUUGCGUACAGCUCAGGCGGCGCAGCAGAGUGGGAUGAUGGAAGGGCAAUAGAUAGGUCAUUUCUUGCCGGCCAGAGGCACGGCUUGUUUCAUUGGGACUUCCAGGUGUAA
Closterium sp. Naga37s-1 is the source of this 4752-nucleotide messenger RNA. The record is from the annotation of a GenBank genome assembly. Lineage: Eukaryota; Viridiplantae; Streptophyta; Zygnematophyceae; Desmidiales; Closteriaceae.